Messenger RNA from Somion occarium, 833 nucleotides. NCBI's taxonomy places the organism in Eukaryota, Fungi, Basidiomycota, Agaricomycetes, Polyporales, Cerrenaceae. The record is from the annotation of a GenBank genome assembly.
GCACUCUCACCUUCCUCUCGUCACCUCCUACAUCCAGAAGACAGUGUCUUAUAGCUUCAACUCGCUCAAAUUAUCCAUACCCAACGAGAUGCUGCCUGUAGAGUUGGUACUCACGCUAUUUGCGACACUUGCUACGGUACAGUGCAUGGCGAGCAAGCCAGCCUUUCACUACGCCAUCGAACUACAAUCUUGCGAGUCUACUCCCAGUAUGAACGCAACCGUCACCGAUUCUUGUGUCGCUCUCUGUCAGCCAGUCCAGGAUGCACGACAAUUGUGCAAUGGUGCUCCAGACUGUACAUGCGACAAGGCACCGCCGCAGAGUGUCCAGACGUGCUUGCAGUGUCAUAUAGAUGCCAGGCCAGACCUCAUGUCUCGACGGGAAGCCAUUCUGGAUAUUCCAUCUCGGGUCGCGAGAUAUUCAUUUGUAUGCAACGCACUUUCACCUUCCGAGUCCCCCACCAAUGCGCCACCGCUAUCAUCAACAUCCGACCAUCCCGCUGUUCAAGUGUCCGAGCUGGAUGAGCUGUGCGUGUAUGGGUUGCCUGAUAUCGUUAUACCCCAACCGUCCACAUUUGGUACCGCCGUCUUUGAAAAAUUGCGGAAUCCAUGGCUCACGCUCAUCUUCGUCGCGAUGAUUAUUAUCUUUCUUGCCCAGUCUUAUGAGAAGUUUUCAUGAAUGCAUUCACUCGUUUCGGUAUAGUUUCUAGCAUGCUCCUCACUCUCACUUUCAUUCUGCCUCUGUAGCUUUUAGAACACUGUACGGAUAAUUACUGUUAACUUUACCUUAAUCGUUUUUCCAUUUAAGUCAUCCACCGACACGCACCUAUGAACCU